AUGGCUGCCAUGACUAUAGACCCGGCGGAGCAGCCUCGCAUGUACCAGCAGACCCUUCUUCAGGAUGGACUGUGUGACCUCUUGGAGAAUGACAAGUUUGUCGACUGUGUCCUCAAAAUCCAGGACAAGGAGUUCCCUUGCCACCGCUUGGUUCUGGCAGCCAGUAGUCCCUUCUUCAAGGCCAUGUUCCUGUCUGACCUGGAGGAGAGCAAGAAGCGUGAGAUAGUCCUCAAAGAUGUGGAGCCUGGUGUUAUGGGAAUGAUCCUGCGGUACUUGUACACCUCUGACAUUAAUUUAACAGAGCAGAACGUCCAGGAUAUCUUCAUGGUAGCUAACAUGUACCAGAUCCCCUCCAUCUUCUCUGUUUGUGUGUCCUACCUCCAAGAAAAGCUGGUGCUGGGAAACUGCUUGGCUAUCUUCAGGCUUGGGCUGCUCCUGGAUUGUCCCAGGCUCACUCUGGCUGCUCAGGAGUUCAUCUGUGAACGUUUCCAGGUUGUUGUCAGGGACCAGGACUUCUUGCAGCUGGCCCCGAGUGAGCUGGGCAUCAUCAUUACUUCAGAUGCCCUCAACGUUGAGAGGGAGGAGCUGGUGUUUGAAGCCGUGAUGGACUGGGUCAGACAUGAUGAGAAAGACCGUGUUAAGGACUUGCCAGACCUGUUGCACUGCAUCCGUUUCAGGCUGAUGCCUUUGGAUUAUUUGAAAGAAAAAGUGGAGCGUAAUCAGUACAUUAGGUUAAACCAGGAGAUCAAGAAGGAUCUGGAUAUGGUCAAGGAUGCUCACAAAGGUCGUCUCCCAAAGCCCAGAAAGCUCAGCAGUGAAGGGGCAAAGGGGGGAGAAGGUGAUGAGGAGGUGGAGGAGGAGGAGGGAUACCUGCCGGGUAUACUCAACAACAACCCUCGCUUUGGGAUGUUUGAGAUGGAACUGUUACUUAUGAUCAGUGACACAGGGACUGUGGCAUAUGACCCGGUAGGAAAUGAAUGCUUUGUGGUCUCAGAAUCCACAGAAAUUCCCAAGAACCAUUGCAGUCUGGUGACCAAGCAAAACCAGGUGUUUGUUGUCGGGGGGCUUCUCUACAACGAGGAGAAUAAAGACGAACCAUUCAGCUCUUACUUCCUACAGUUUGACCCAGUAAGUUCAGAAUGGUUAGGAAUGCCCUCACAACCCAACCCUCGUUGCCUGUUUGGGCUGACUGAAGCUGAGAACUCCAUCUUUGUUGUUGGAGGCAAGCAACUGAAGGAGGGAGAGCACGCACUGGACUCAGUCAUGAUCUAUGACAGACAGUCAUUUAAAUGGGGAGAGUCGGACCCUCUGCCUUAUGAAGUGUAUGGCCAUGGAGCUGUGUCACACAAAGGUCUUGUCUAUGUUAUUGGAGGGAAGUCUGAGAGCAAGAAAUGCAUGAAGAGAGUCUGUGUCUACAACCCCACCAAGUUUGAGUGGAAGGACUUGGCUCCUUUGAAGAAGGCCCGCUCACUGUUUGGAAUCACUGUCCACAAAGAUCAGAUCUUUGUGAUUACGGGGGUCACAGAUGAAGGCCUCACCAGCUCUUCGGAGGUCUACGACAUUGCCAGCAACAAGUGGUCCGAGUUCACAGAGUUCCCUCAGGAGCGCAGUUCCCUUAAUCUGUUGUCGAUGGGAGGUUUCCUAUAUGCUGUGGGGGGCUUUGCCAUGAUGCCCAGUGAGACCAGUGAGGAGAAAGUCCCAACAGAGAUGACUGACAUCUGGAGAUAUGAUGAGUCCGAGAAGUGCUGGAAUGGGAUUCUACGAGAGAUCAGCUACGCGGAGGGAGCCACCGUUCUCCCAGUGUGUCUCAACACUCUGCGUCUCACCAAGUUAUAACUGAACUCAACUGUGGCUUUGACAAGCUUAAUGAUGUAUCAUUAUUAUAUAAGAGUACUCAUUAUGGACAUUAGCCUGAAAUUAGCUUUAUAAUGUUUUAUGGUAACAACUGAACUUGGUAAUUAAAUCAGCAUCAAGUUGUUUUAUCUCAUAUUUUACAGCAGGGGGAGACAUACAUGUUUAGUUGGAAGUAGGAAUAGCAAUCAAGGACAUGAGUUCAAUUGUGAAAUUUCUUUUAUAAAAACCAAAAUGUUGAUUUGUAUAUCUGUUUGUUGUUGUUAUAUUAUUUCAUACAUGUUCAUUAUCCAACAUCUGUUUUAUUUCAAGCAGAAAUAAAGAUAAUGGC
This is a messenger RNA of Scomber japonicus (chub mackerel), 2182 nucleotides long. Its product is annotated as kelch-like protein 40a. Gene Ontology annotation, molecular function: protein binding. NCBI's taxonomy places the organism in Eukaryota, Metazoa, Chordata, Actinopteri, Scombriformes, Scombridae. The transcript has 6 exons. Bases 1 to 1836 code for a protein of 611 amino acids. The record is from RefSeq and is a predicted model, not a curated record.